Messenger RNA from Conger conger (European conger), 2725 nucleotides. It is a transcript of the gene hyal1, whose product is annotated as hyaluronidase 1. The record is from RefSeq and is a predicted model, not a curated record. Lineage: Eukaryota; Metazoa; Chordata; Actinopteri; Anguilliformes; Congridae. Gene Ontology annotation, biological process: hyaluronan catabolic process; carbohydrate metabolic process. The transcript has 4 exons. Gene Ontology annotation, molecular function: hyalurononglucosaminidase activity. The coding region runs from base 209 to 1525 and encodes 438 amino acids.
GAAGUGAAACACGAAUGGUGGUGUCCUUGAAACUUUUUUGUGUUUUAGCAUAGACCGUAGUUUUUAGGAACACGGAGUACUUAGGCGGAAUUUAGUCACAAGACACCAGUGGUUUCAUGUGCUGUCGCGUGAUAUCACCAGUAUUCCUGGUGCUUGUCAUCAGGCUACUGUGGGGGGAGCAUUGGUAUAGGUUAUUAACUUCGCAGGAAUGCCUCCCCUGGUUCUCCUGUUUCUGUGGCUUGGUGGGAGUGCUCUGGGAGCCCGGCAGAGCCCGCUCCCCCGCUUGACCCAGUUACCCUUCAUCACUGUGUGGAACGCCCCUACUGAGCCCUGCUUUUCCAAGUACAAAGUGGAACUGGACCUCACUGUGUUCGAUAUUGUGAUAAACCAGGACCAGAGCUUCAUGGGAAAUAACAUAACCAUCUUCUAUGAGAGCAAGCUGGGCCACUACCCCUACUACACUGUCAGGAGGGAGGCUGUCAACGGGGGUGUGCCACAGAACUCCAGCCUGCAGCAGCACCUCAAUGCCACCCAGGCCAACAUUGUGGCAGCCAUCCCUUCAGCUGACUUCCAGGGGCUGGUCGUAGUGGACUGGGAGAGCUGGCGGCCCCUGUGGGCUCGAAACUGGGACACUAAACGGGUGUACUGGGAGGGGUCUCAGGCGCUGGUCCGGGCCAAACACCCAGACUGGACCCCGGCCCAGGUGGAAAAUGAAGCCCAAAAAGAGUUUCAGAGAGCAGGCCGGGCGUUUAUGGAGGGCACCCUUGGGCUGGGCCGCAAUGUGAGACCAGGGGGCCUAUGGGGUUUCUAUGGCUUCCCUGGCUGUUACAACUACCAGUACAAGAACGCCACAGCCAACUACACUGGGGCGUGCCCCGAGCUGGAGAUGAAGAGGAACGAUGAGCUGACCUGGCUGUGGAACGCCAGCUCUGCCCUCUACCCAGACAUUUACCUGGAGCUGAGUUUGCGUGGCAGGGGAGAUGUCAUCCGCCGCUAUGCCCAACAUCGCAUUCUGGAGGCUAUGCGGGUAGCUGGGCAAGUCAAACCCAAUGCCCUUCCAGUACUGCCUUAUGCUCGCAUAGCCUACACCUACUCAUUGGAGUUCCUUUCCGAGGAGGACUUGGUGCACACACUUGGGGAGAGCAUAGCUCUUGGGGCAGCAGGAGUUGUGCUGUGGGGAGAUGCAACUUUUUCCAAAUCAAAGGGUGCAUGUCUGGCACUGAAAGACUACAUGGAUGGGACACUGGGGCGCUACGUGGUCAAUGUGACGACAGCAGCCGCUAUCUGUAGCGACGUGCUGUGCUCGGGUCAAGGCCGGUGCCGGAGGACUGACCCCUCCUCUGCUGCCUUCCUCCACCUGGACCCCCGGGACUGGAGAGUGCUGUUCACCCCAGGCCCACGGGGGGCGCCCCGCUACAGCACGCGUGGGCAGCUCAGCAAGCGGGCCGUGCGCUACAUGCUAAGCUCUUUUGAAUGCCAGUGUUACCCAGGCUGGGCUGGUGAGCAUUGUGAAAAGCCCACCUGAGUCUCUACCCCAGUCCACACCAAUUGACCCAUGAAUCAAGAUCCGGCCAUGUGACUUGACUAUUACAAUCACUUGAACACAAGAACUGCAGUUCCACCUUGAUUGCACCUGUAUGGAGUGGAUUUGCUAAUAUUAUUAGUACAAACGCUGUUAUUUUUUAUAUAUUUUUACUAAAACGGAUUAAUAUUUGGUAACAUUUCCAGCACUUUACACAAGAAUUUAUAGCUGACGUGGCUGCAGGAAAUCUCCAUUUUGAGAUGGAAAAACAGCUCUAGAGUAUGGCCCACUUGGAGAAAGUUUCAUGCACCCAAAGACUCAAUCUAGACCAGCAUAAACCCAGUAAUUUGGAACACAUAGGAGUUCCACAAAGGGAAUUUCUGCUCUGUCUUUUCUGGUAAUUCUUUUUCAUUGGUUAGGUUUUACCAAAUGCUAAAACCACUGAGUCCUUAAUGAGAGACUUGACCGUGACUGUCAGAGAGCUAUUUCCAGCUGGAUGAAGUGACCAGUCCUUGAUUGGUGUUGCCUGUCCUCAUUUUGGGUGUGUUUAUGCAUCCCCAAUACACUACAGUAUGGACAGCUUGGACAGCUCUCGAUGUGACACAGAUGAACAGACACAGAACCACACGCGACUGCUGACUUCUGUGGGCUUCAUUUAUAAACCAUCUGGCUCACAAUGGUAGUGUAUAUCCCAUAGUAUAUUCAUAUUCUUUUCAGCAAUUGCGAAGGCCAGCUGGCUUCAUGUGUCUACUGUUAUGGAGUGUUAUGACAAAAUGGGCAUCAUGCAUUUACAGAUUUUUUCGUGAAACUCAUUACAUAUUUUGGCGAGAAUUGUUUAGCUGUGAUUUUAGUUACGACACUCAAGUUACCUUACAAGUCACUCAGUCACACACUUGAGCUACAAUAGGCCGGGACCACAGGUUUCGAGAAAGAUUCAGACACACACACACAAACACACACACACACACACACACACACACACACACACACAAAAAAAGCUGCCUCUGUCAACCGCUCUUAAUAAAGUGAAGCUUGAGUACCUUGAUUAAUGCUACAGUAGUGGAUCCAUUGAAUUAAUUCUAGGUGAUAGUUAUGGAGUUUUGUAUAAAUUGUGUUUUGAAUGUUAUAGUCAUCUUGGUUAUAAUCAUCUCUAAUAUGUUUGCUCAUUUGAGUGGCUAGGUCAUAAAAUUGGUCAUUGUGAUA